AUGAAUGAACGAAUCUUGUCUGGGGUUCUGAGUGAGCUUGCUUAUAAAGUCAGGAAGCGUUCUGUGGGAGUGGCAGACGGCGAUGAAAAUGGUUUUGUACCAACCUCUGAGAUCAUCGCUGUAGAAGAAACUGAACCUAACAAGAAACAGCGUAAUAUUGGCAAAUGGCAAAAAAUGUCAAAGCCACAUGCUUUCACAGUGUAUUACGUGAAGAAAGCCCGAAAUCACCGCUGGCGGUGCAGUGAUGUGACGUUUUGGUGUAGUGAUGAGCACUUGUGUAAUCAGUGGAUACAGGCGCUGAAACAAUUACUUGAAAUGCAGACAUCUAGACCAAAGCAGUUGCUUGUGUAUAUUAAUCCGUAUGGAGGAAAACGACAAGGGAAGAGGAUUUAUGAACAGAAAGUUGCUCCACUCUUCAGUCUGGCUUCUAUCUCCACUGAUGUUGUUAUAACUGAACAUGCUAACCAUGCUAAGGACAAUUUAUUUGAAGUUAAUAUUAAUAAAUAUGAUGGUGUUGUUUGUGUUGGUGGGGACGGCAUGUUCAGUGAAGUGAUGCAUGGUCUCAUUGGAAGAAUGCAGAAGGACUCUGGCAUAGACCAAAAUAAUCCCAAAGCACCAUUAGUCCAGUGCAAUAUAAGGAUUGGCAUACUCUUGAAAUUUCUUCUUAUUCAUAACUUCUUGAAUUUAGGCCUAAGU
Molecule: messenger RNA, 696 nt
Organism: Egretta garzetta (little egret)
Lineage: Eukaryota; Metazoa; Chordata; Aves; Pelecaniformes; Ardeidae
Product: ceramide kinase-like
Exons: 6
Molecular function (GO): kinase activity
Source: RefSeq, a predicted model, not a curated record